Molossus molossus (Pallas's mastiff bat) is the source of this 582-nucleotide messenger RNA. It is a transcript of the gene EPO, whose product is annotated as erythropoietin. The coding region runs from base 1 to 582 and encodes 193 amino acids. Gene Ontology annotation, cellular component: extracellular region. NCBI's taxonomy places the organism in Eukaryota, Metazoa, Chordata, Mammalia, Chiroptera, Molossidae. The record is from RefSeq and is a predicted model, not a curated record. Gene Ontology annotation, molecular function: hormone activity; erythropoietin receptor binding; cytokine activity. The transcript has 5 exons.
AUGGGGGUGCACGAAUGCCCUGCCCUGCUGCUCCUGGUUUCCUUGCUGUUGCUUCCUCUGGGCCUCCCAGUCUUGGGCGCCCCCCCACGUCUCAUUUGUGACAGCCGAGUCCUGGAGAGGUACAUCUUGGAGGCCCGGGAGGCUGAAAAUGUCACGAUGGGCUGUGCUGAAGGCUGCAGCUUCCGUGAGAAUAUCACCGUCCCAGACACCAAAGUUAACUUCUAUGCUUGGAAGAGGAUGGAGGUUGAGCAGCAGGCCUUGGAAGUCUGGCAGGGCCUGGCCCUGCUCUCAGAAGCCAUCCUGCGGGGCCAGGCCCUGUUGGCCAACUCUUCCCAGCCAUCUGAGACCCUGCAGCUGCAUGUGGACAAAGCUAUCAGCGGUCUGCGCAGCCUCACCUCCUUGCUUCGGGCACUGGGAACACAGAAGGAAGCCAUCUCCCUUCCCGAGGCAACAGCUUCUGCUGCUCCACUCCGAACAUUCACUAUUGAUACUUUGUGCAAACUUUUCCGAAUCUACUCCAAUUUUCUGCGAGGAAAGCUGAAGCUGUACACAGGGGAGGCUUGCAGGAGAGGGGACAGGUGA